Tachyglossus aculeatus (Australian echidna) is the source of this 1209-nucleotide messenger RNA. RefSeq names its product olfactory receptor 2T27-like. NCBI's taxonomy places the organism in Eukaryota, Metazoa, Chordata, Mammalia, Monotremata, Tachyglossidae. Gene Ontology annotation, molecular function: olfactory receptor activity; G protein-coupled receptor activity. The coding region runs from base 1 to 1209 and encodes 402 amino acids. Gene Ontology annotation, cellular component: membrane. The record is from RefSeq and is a predicted model, not a curated record. The transcript has 4 exons. Gene Ontology annotation, biological process: G protein-coupled receptor signaling pathway.
AUGGCGAAAGAGAAUCGCACCUCGUCUACCGACUUCAUUCUGCUUGGCCUCUUCCAGGAUGCGGACUCUCCCAAGCUCCUCUUUUCCCUGGUCUUCAUCGCCUUCUGCACAGCCCUGGUGGGUAACGUGACCAUGAUGGUCCUCAUCCACACGGACCCCCGCCUGCGCACGCCCAUGUACUUCCUGCUCAGCCAGCUCUCCACGAUGGACCUGCUGUACAUCUCCUCCAUCGUCCCGAAGAUGGCCGCCGACUUCCUGUCCGGCAAGAAGGCCAUCUCCUUCGGGGCCUGCGCCGCUCAAAUGUUCAUCUACCUGACCCUGGCGGGGUCCGAAUGUUUCCUGCUGGCCCUCAUGUCCUACGACCGGUACGUGGCUAUCCUCCACCCGCUGCGGUACCCGGUCCUGAUGAACGGAAGGGUCUGCGUCCUCAUGACCCUGGGGUCCUGGCUCCUGGGUGCCCUGGACGGCCUGCUGUUGACGCCCAUCACCAUGACCUUCCCCUUCUGCCGCUCCCGGGAGAUCCGCCAUUUCUUCUGCGAGGUCCCGGCCGUCCAGAGGCUGUCGUGCGCGGACACCUCCCUCUACGAGACCGCCAUGACCGUCUGCUGCUCCGUCAUGCUCCUGGUCCCGUUCACGGUCAUCGCCGUGUCCUACGGGCUCAUCUUGUCCACGGUGCUCCGGAUGAAGUCCUCACAGGGGCGGCGGAAGGCCUCGGCCACCUGCUCCUCCCACCUGAUGGUGGUGGGGCUCUACUACGGGGCCGCCAUAUUCACCUACAUGCAACCGGGCUCUUUGCGAAGCCCCGGGCAGGACAAGGCCAUCUCCGUGUUCUACACCAUCAUCACUCCCAUGCUGAACCCCUUCAUCUACAGCCUGCGCAACAAAGAGGUGGCCAGAGCCCUGAGGAGGGGUCUGCGGAGGUGUGCUUUUUCCCCCAGAAUGGGGAAAAUCGGGGUUUCUAAAGACGUAGUGCGGAAGGCCGGGAAUGCGGAUAAGGAUGCCAGGAAGGAAGAUAAAGGAAGGAAGAUAAACGAUCCAUUUGGAAAGAAGAAAAAAGAUACUGCUACAUUUUGGGCAUCAGAGGUGAGGGAACAGAGUCCGCUCAGGGAAUAUCCCGAUCCUCUUUGGCCGGAACCAAUUAAAGAAGCCACGGUCAGCCUCCUGAUACAAGCCGACUCUCUCUGCGACUCUCAGCCCCAAGAGGCAUGA